Klebsormidium nitens is the source of this 4029-nucleotide messenger RNA. The record is from the annotation of a GenBank genome assembly. NCBI's taxonomy places the organism in Eukaryota, Viridiplantae, Streptophyta, Klebsormidiophyceae, Klebsormidiales, Klebsormidiaceae.
AUGGGGAGCUUAAAGAUCUCGAUGGAGCCUCUCGGGGAGGGGAACUACCACUCGUGGUCGAUCAAGAUGAAGAGUUAUCUUAUCACCAAGAGCUUGUGGAGGGGGGUAGAAAAUCCAUCGGAGAACGAAGAGGAGUCAAAGCAGGCGUUGGCUCUGAUAACGUUGAACGUGUCAGACCAUCUGCUGGGGAGCCUGUCAGAGCUGCAAGAUGCUGGGAAAGCGUGGAAGCAGCUAGAGAGCACUUUCAAGAGCAAGAGCGUGGCUCGGAAGUUGCAGCUAAAGAGGGAGCUGCAGACACUCAAGAUGAAGGGAGAUGAGAGUGUCACUCUCUAUAUCACACGGGCGCGUGAUAUCUGGCAGGAGCUGAAAGCUACGGGUGAGAAAGUCACUGAUCAGGAGCUUGCAUGGAGUGUGUUGACCGGGUUGCCUAGCUCGUUUGACGUGUUGGUAACGGUGCUAGAGACUCAGGCUGAGGAUCAGUUAACGGUAGAUAAGAUCUUGCCUACUCUGGUUGUGCAUGAGCAGAGGUUAGGAGGAUCUGGAGGUUCCAGUGAGGAGAGGGACACGGCUGUAGCGUUCGCGGCCAGCGGGAAGGGUCGCAAGAGCUUUGGGGGCAAAGGGGCCUCGGGAGGUACGAAGGGCUCUGCCCGAGGGGACGUGAGUGGCGUGAGGUGCAGGAAGUGUGGGGAGCUUGGGCACUUUGCGAGGGACUGCACCCAGGAGGUCAGGUGCAACAAUUGCUUGCAGCAUGGCCACAUGGCGAAGGAGUGCAGGAAGCCACCCACGUGUCUCAAGUGCGGGAAGUCGGGGCACGUGGCCAAGGACUGCAGAAGCGGGGGCAGUUCUGGGGGCCCGAAUAAGCGGGGAGUGGCGUUUUCUGCGGUGGCCGAGGACAGGGGCGGUGCAAGCGUCGAGUGGCUGCUGGACUCGGGGAGCAGCGAACGUCUGACGGGGAACAAGGAAGUCUUCAAGACGUUCCGGGCAAUCAGCAAGGUGGCUGGGCGUAUCACGUUUGGGAACGGGGGGGUCCUGUAUGCAGAGGGGGAGGGGACCGUCGAGCUGCAGUGCAAAGUGCCGGGUGGUGAACAGCUCGUAACCCUCACCAACGUGAAGUACAUCCCAGGUAUGCCGGUGAACCUUGUCUCGGUGGGUUGCGUAGAAAGUAGAGGAGCUGUGGUUGUGUUCAGGCAAGGCGGGAGUCAGGUCUUGCUGGACGGUGAUGUCGUGAUGGAGGCUAGACUGUCAGAGGGGGUCUAUGUCAUUGAGAUGGCCGGGGCUGUGUGCAACGUGGUCAGGAGCGAGUCGGCGACGUUGUGGCACAGACGGCUGGGGCACGCAGGGUUCGAAAACCUAGCAAAGAUGGUCGAGAACGGCUGCGUGAGCGGGGUCAGGGUUAGCGCGGAUGAGUUUCGAGGGGAGUUAACCCGGGUCUGCGAGCCGUGUGUGAUGGGAAAGCAAACAAGAGCGCCCUUUCCGGCGAAGAAGGAGAGCGAGACGGAAGUGAAGGGGCCCCUGGAUUUGGUGCACACAGACGUGUGUGGCCCGAUGCCAGAAGAGUCGAUUGGGGGCAGCCGGUUCUUCGUGACGGUGCUCGAUGACUACAGCAAGCUGUCGGUGGUGACGCCGAUCCGGAGGAAGAGCGAGGUGAAGGACGUGUUAGAGGGGGUGUUCAACCGGCUGGAGGAGAGGACACGGGCGAUGCUGGAAGACUCGGGGUUGCCGAGCAAGCUGUGGGCGGAAGCGGUGGUUAGCGCUAACUACACACGAAACCGGACGCCGGUGAAGGAGCACGGGAAAACCCCGCUGGAGAUGCUGACGGGCAAGAAGCCGGACCUGAGCAGGCUGCGGGUGUGGGGAGCACCAGCCUACAUGCACGUGCCGAAGGGACUGCGCACGAAACUGGAGCCGGUGAGCCAGAAGGGGUGGUUCGUGGGAUACGAACCGGAUUCGACGGGUUACAGGUUUUUGCGGAAGAAAGACGGGCGGAUCUUGGUGACGAGGGACCUGAUCGUAGACGAGGGCGUCGCAGGGGAAAGCGUGGUGGAAGACGAGGUGGCAGAGCCCAACCCGGGGAAGCCAACCGGGGGAGAGGGGUCGGGGGAGUCUGCGCCUCGGGAGGAGAAGCGGGAGGCAGUCGAGGAGAUUGACCUGCGGAGCGACGAUGAGGAGGAAGACGGGCAGCGCUACCCAACGCGGGCGCACGUCGUUCCAGCGCGGUAUGCCAACGUGGCGCGGGCACGUGGCGGUGACGCGUGGCAGACGGAGAAUACCUCCGUCGUCGUCGAGCCGAGCUCCGACGCAGGGAAGGAGCAGGGGGGUGCUCGCGGCCCUAGUCGUGUGAGCCCCCCUGUCUCAGCUGGUGCGGGGGCUACUCCCACGGGAGAGGCCAGUGCCGGCAAACGGGGUGAGGGCCAUAACACGCAAAAUACGUUGGGAGGCCAAAAUGGGGCCAAAACGUAUAGUCCGCCCCUAGAGACACCCAACGAGGGUUCGGGGUUGAAAGAACCCCAGUCGUACCAGGAAGCCGUAGGGGGAGAGCAGAGUGAAAUCUGGCGGCAGUCCAUGGACGACGAGAUGCGGAGUCUGCUGGAGAACGGGACGUGGGAGUUGGUCCCGAAGCCUGAGGGGGUGAAGCCGGUCCCGAUGAAGUGGGUUUACAAAAUCAAGCAGGACGCAGCGGGAAACAUCGAGCGGUUCAAAUCGCGACUGGUGGCGAAGGGGUUUCUCCAGCGGCAGGGGGUGGACUUCGAGGAGGUGUACGCGCCGGUGUCGAAGCACACGACGCUGAGGGCGUUGCUGGGAGUCGUUGCGGCGAGAGACUUAGAGCUGCACCAGCUGGACGUCAAGACGGCGUUUCUGAACGGUGAGCUGGAGGAGGAGAUUUACAUGCAGCAGCCGCAGGGGUAUGAGCAGGGUGGACCGAAGACGGUGUGUCGUCUGAAGAAGACGAUUUACGGGUUGCGCCAGGCGCCGAGGGCUUGGCACCAGAGGCUGAAGGCGGAGCUGGGGGAAAUCGAGUUUCAGGCCUCUGAGAGCGACGCAGCGCUGUUUACGGGAGUAGUAGACGGAGAGCGGGUGUGGGUAGUCGUCUGGGUGGACGACAUUCUGAUCGCAGCGGCGGGGGAGAAGAGGUUGGCCAAGGUGAAGGCGCACCUGUCGAGGAAGUUUGACGUGCGUGACCUGGGACCGGCGGAGUACUUCCUGGGGAUGGAGCUGACGCGCGACAGGCGCGCGCGCACGGUCAAGCUGACGCAGAAGAAGCUGACGAAGGAGUUGCUGGGGCGGUACGAGCUGGAGGCAGCAAAGGCGCGAAGCACUCCGCUGUCGUCGGGGGAGAAGCUGCAGAAGGAGGGGGAUCCUCUUGACACCGGCAAGUACCCCUACAGUGAGUUGGUCGGGAGCCUGCUGUAUCUGAGUGUGUGCACGCGGCCGGACAUUGCGCAGGCAGUUGGAGCGCUGGCGCGCUACAUGUCGGGGCCGACACAGGAGCACUGGCGGGCAGCGCUUGGGGUGGUGCGCUACCUGUCCGGGACAGCAGAGCUGGGAGUGACGUUCGGGGGGAGCGCAGAGCCGCUGGUGGGUUAUGCAGACGCAGAUUAUGCGGGGGACGUGGACAGCCGCAGAUCCACGACCGGGUACGUCUUCCUGGUGUACGGGGGAGCCGCAAGCUGGUCGAGCAGGCUGCAGCCCACGGUGGCAGCCUCAACGGUGGAAGCGGAGUACAUGAGCGCGGCGAGUGCCGCGAAGGAGGCGCUGUGGCUGAGGAAGCUGUGUGGAGAUUUGGAGCUGCCCGGGGGAGCUGUCCAGAUCUACGGGGAUAACCAGGGUGCGCUGCAGCUGCUGAAGCACCCGAUUGCUUCGCAGCGCACCAAGCACAUCGACGUGCUGCAUCACUUUGUGCGAGAGAGAGUGGCUCGGAGGGAGCUGCGGUACGAGUACGUUCCGACGAAGCAGAUGGUGGCGGACGUCUUUACUAAGCCGUUGGACCCGGGCCAGUUCAGAGCGUGCAGGGAGAUGCUAGGGAUGUAA